AUAGUUAACAAACAACAAAAUCUUAGUAGUGGAGUUGAAACUGGAGUCAGGACUCACUGCACUCUGUUAUGUGGAAUUAAUUUUCAUUCUUAGUGAUCAAUCAUAUCCAUCUGGAUAUGAAAAUAUUCAUAAACCGCUAUUAAUAAAAAGGAAUAUGUCGCUGAGCGGUCAGUUCCAAGAUGCUCCCUACAUUAUGAGUUCUCAUGAGAGACUGAAUCAUACGACAGACAGCCAUGUCCAGGACACAGAAGACAAUACUAUCAAUGGGUCACACCAGAACAUCAAGCUGGAGACCAUACGUGGCCCGGGGAGCAAGUAUUACCACCCAAUACACAGAUUACCUGAGACACACACUGACGCAGGAGACGGCAACGAUGAUGACAUGGAAAAGGGGCAGAACUGUUCUCCGUGUGCCUGUCCUACUUCUUGGACACAAAAACUGACAGGGCUGCCUGUAUUCGUCAUGUGUUAUGGGAUCGCUGGCAUCUGGAUGAUGACACUGGGGUCACUUUUAGGAUCGCAGAUUACUUCCAUUGAGCGGCACCUUGGGCUGUCCAGCAGUAAGACAGGUCUCAUUUUGAGCAGUAAUGAUAUUGGCUAUCUGAUCGCCGUGCUGUUUGGAAGUCAUAUUGGUAAAUACACGCACAUACCCAGAUGUCUUUCCGUUUCUGGCUUAGUGUUUGGAAUUAGCGCAAUAGUCAUGUCGUUUGGAAGACUGGAAGAGCCCAGAGUCUGGCGAAGAGGUCUCCAGAACAAUCAAACGACGCUCGAGAUGAAUCAAGGGAUUCAGUUUUUGUGUUCUGUGGAGGACUACACAAGCUACAUGAACUCCAGCAGUGGCGUCAACAUUACACACGGAGGGGCGCCCUCCAUCCGCCACGCUUCCUCAUCUGGCCAGCCCAUGGCCCAGGAUCUGUCAUGGGCUUUCUGGGUGUUUGUGGUCUCAGCUGUGGUAGGUGGGAUGGUCAAAUCCUAUAGAAUCCCACUGCUGACCCAUUACGUGGAGAGCAACAUACAAGACAAGAGCAGAUCUGGAAUGUAUUUAGGUUCAUCUUUCACCGCGAUGGUGUUCGGUCCACCAGUGGCUUUACUUCUCGGUAGCUAUGUGAGUUCACUUCCGGUUGACCUUCAAGAAACGACUAUGUCCAAGUUCGACCAGAGGUGGGUGGGUGCCUGGUGGCUGGGCUUCAUCAUCGUGGGCUCGGGGAGCAUUCUCUUUUCUCUACCCGUCAUGUUCUUCCCCAAGCACGUCAAAACUGCGCCAGAAAAAAUGAAAACAGACAAAGAGACAAACAGAAUGAAGUCUGUCAAGAAAGUUUUCAUAGACAUGCCAAAGUCUUUAGCCAGAAUAUUCCGACGUCCAGUAUACAUCUUGGCAUUAGUGGGAGGGUGUCUUGAGGGAUUCGCCUUCUCUGGUUGGUUCUCGUUUUCCCAGAAGUACAUUGAGACUCAGUUCAACAAGACACCACAGCAAGUCAGUAUGACCACAGGUAUCAUCAUUAUUUUUACACUGGCCGGAGGAACGUUUCUGGGAGGUUACCUGAGCUCAAGACUCAAGCUAGAGCUGAGAGGAUGCACCAUUUAUACUCUAGUCAUCUGCGGGGUCAGUGCUGCCUUGGACUCGCUUUAUCUCAUUUUUGGAUGUGACAAUUCAGAAGUUAUGGGACUUGGCGACUCAAGCACCGUUUCAAGCGAGGCUUGUGGCUGCAGUUCCCAAACAUUCUUCGUGUGCGGAGACAACAAUGUCGACUACCGGUCACCCUGUCUAGCUGGAUGUACUAAUGUGUCCAACAUGGUCUUCAGUAACUGUUCAGAGAUUAUGGGUGGUCAAGCUCGCCCUGGACUGUGUGCAUUAGGAUGUCCAAACUUCAUUCCCUUUAUGGUUGUCUACUCCCUCAGCAUGUUGAUUGGCUGUUCAGGCAUUGUGCCAGGAUUUUUGAUGGUAGUAAGGUCAGUUGAAAGUGUUGACCAGUCACUUGCGACUGGAGCCUCAGCGUUCUGCCAGACUUUAAUAGGGAUGCUGCCGGCCCCAAUCCUUUUCGGCAAACUGAUCGACAGCACCUGUCGUCUGUGGUCAGUUACCAGUGGCUACUGUAUGCUGUAUGACAGGGUUAUGUUCAGAUAUUACUUCAAUGGAAUCUACAUAGGCCUCAGGAUCGCUCACGUGAUUGUCCUUAUAUUUUUACUUCUGAUUGUGCAACGGCAGGGAAAGAGAGACAACUCCACCAGAACACCAGAAGUCAAGUGAACUCAUCAGUAGAUCUGCAGUAUAUUGGACUAUUAGUCGAACAAAAUAAAAAUAGGCUGCUUUGCAUUAAAAAAUCUGGCUAAAGAAAUACAUGAGAUUAAUGUUGCCUGUUAAUAUCAAUUUGGCUGGAGAGCGAUUUGAAAUUAACUUAACAAAAUAAUCCUGGGUCUAAAAUAUAGAAAUGAUAUGUAUCAGGCCCAGUUUGUUGUUAAAUUAUAUUCGUAAUAAACGAAAUCAUUGUUUUGCA
Molecule: messenger RNA, 2495 nt
Organism: Biomphalaria glabrata
Lineage: Eukaryota; Metazoa; Mollusca; Gastropoda; Planorbidae
Product: solute carrier organic anion transporter family member 2A1-like
Exons: 14
Coding region: 155-2248 (697 amino acids)
Biological process (GO): sodium-independent organic anion transport; transmembrane transport
Cellular component (GO): membrane
Molecular function (GO): protein binding
Source: RefSeq, a predicted model, not a curated record